GAGCUCUAUGCUAACAACGACAGGGGAGAGGAGCCAGCGGAGUCUGAACGGGCUCCUUCGCAGCCAUGGCUGAAGGUGGAGAAGGAGAGGAUGAGAUCCAGUUCCUCAGGACUGAUGAUGAAGUGGUGCUCCAGUGCGUGGCCUGCAUCCAGAAGGAGAAUCGAAAGUUCUGCCUGGCUGCAGAGGGACUGGGCAACCGGCUGUGCUACCUGGAGCCCACAUCCGAAGCCAAGUAUGUUCCUCCAGACUUGUGCAUCUGUACCUUUGUGCUGGAGCAGUCUCUGUCGGUGCGAGCCCUGCAGGAGAUGCUGGCGAAGAGCGGACAGAACAGCGAAGGGAGGCUCAUAAGGAAGGCGGCGCAGAGCGGAGGACACAAGACCCUGCUGUACGGACACGCCAUCCUCCUGCGGCACUCCUUCAGCUCCAUGUACCUGGCCUGUUUGAAGACAUCACGGUCACAGACAGAUAAGCUGUCCUUUGAUGUGGGCCUGCAGGAGGAUUCAACAGGUGAAGCCUGUUGGUGGACGAUCCACCCCGCCUCCAAACAGAGAUCGGAAGGAGAGAAAGUGCGCAUCGGCGACGACCUGAUCCUCGUGAGCGUGUCCUCAGAGCGAUACCUUCAUUUGUCCAUCUCCAACGGAAACAUCCAGGUGGAUGCUUCUUUCAUGCAGACGCUGUGGAACGUCCACCCCUUCUGCUCCGGGAGCAACAUAGAAGAAGGCUACCUGUUGGGCGGUCACGUGAUGCGACUGUUUCACGGACAUGACGAGGUUGUGACCAUCCCAGGAUCGGACCAGAGCGAGGAGCAGCAGAGGAUAGUCAACUAUGAGAUGGGUAAAGCUGGUGCCAAGGCCAGGUCGUUAUGGAGGCUGGAGCCUCUCCGGAUCAGCUGGAGCGGGAGCCAUAUUCGCUGGGGCCAACCUUUCCGACUACGGCACCUGACCACCGGUCACUACCUGGCUCUGACUGAAGACCGGGGGCUGGUGCUGCAGGACCGGGAGAGGUCUGACACCGUGGCCACCGCCUUCUGCUUCAGAGCCUCCAAGGAGAAGCUGGAGCAGAGCCCCAAGCGGGACAUCGAGGGCAUGGGGGUGGCAGAGAUUAAAUACGGGGACUCGCUCUGCUUCAUCAUGCACGUGGCCACGGGACUCUGGCUCUCCUACCAAGCACCUGAUGUCAAAUCUGCUCGUCUGGGUCCCCUCAAGAGAAGAGCAUGCCUGCACUCUGAAGGUCACAUGGACGACGGGCUGACCCUGCAGCGCUGUCAACACGAAGAGUCCCGCGCAGCACGAAUCAUUCGCAACACCACGCUGCUCUUCAAGCGAUUCAUCAGGGACCUGGAUUGUCUGGGAGUUAAGAAUAGGGCGCUCGUGGCGCUGCCCGUGGAGGAGGUGCUCCAAACCCUCAAUGACCUCAUCACCUAUUUCCAGCUCCCAGAUGCCGAGCUGGAGCACGAGGAGAGGCAGAUCAAGCUGCGCUCGCUCAAGAACCGCCAGAACCUCUUCAAGCAGGAAGGCAUGUUGACUCUGGUCUCCAAUUGCAUCGACCGUCUGAACGUCUACAACAGCGCGGCUCAUUUCGGGGAGUGUGCCGGCUCGGAGGCCGGCGCCGCCUGGAAGGACAUCCUCAACCUGCUGUACGAGCUGCUGGCGGCACUAAUCCGGGGGAACAGGAACAAUUGCACGCAGUUCUCCAACAACUUGGACUGGCUGGUGAGCAAGCUGGAAAGACUGGAGUCUUCGUCAGGCAUCCUGGAGGUUCUGCACUGCAUCCUAAUCGAGAGCCCCGAGGCGCUCAACAUCAUCCAGAGAGGACACAUCAAGUCCAUCAUAUCGCUGCUGUACAAGCACGGGCGCAACCACAAGAUUCUGGACGUGCUCUGCUCACUGUGCGUGUGCAACGGCGUCGCCGUGCGAACCAAUCAGAACCUCAUCUGCGAUCACUUGCUGCCCAAGAGAGAUCUGCUGCUCCAGACUCAGCUGGUCAACGACGUCCAGAGUAUGAGGCCGAACAUCUUCCUGGGGGUGAGCGAGGGCUCGGCGCAGUACAAGAAGUGGUACUACGAGCUGAUGAUCGACCAGGUGGACCACUUCGUGACCAGCGAGCCGUCCCACCUCAGGGUGGGCUGGGCCAACACCAAGGGUUACGCCCCCUACCCCGGAGGAGGCGAGGGCUGGGGCGGCAACGGCGUCGGCGACGACCUCUACUCCUACGGCUUUGAUGGGCUUCACCUCUGGUCGGGUCGUAUCCCGCGGGCGGUGGCCUCCAUGAACCAGCACAUCCUGACCUCGGAGGACGUGGUGAGCUGCUGCCUGGACCUGGGAGCGCCCAGCAUCUCCUUCCGGAUCAACGGGCAGCCCGUGCAGGGCAUGUUCGAGAACUUCAACACGGACGGGCUCUUCUUCCCGGUGGUCAGCUUCUCGGCGGGGGUCAAGGUUCGCUUCCUGCUGGGCGGCCGACACGGCGACUUCAAGUUCCUGCCCCCGUCGAGCUACGCCCCGUGUUACGAAGCCCUGCUGCCCAAAGAGAAGAUGAAGGUGGAGCCGGUGAAGGAGUACAAGAGGGACGUGGAGGGGGUCCGAGACCUGCUGGGCAACACCCAGUUCAUGUCGCAGGCCUCCUUCAUCCCCACGCCGGUGGAAACCAGCCAGAUCGUCAUGCCGCCUCAUUUGGAGAAGGUUCGGGACAAGCUGGCCGAGAACAUCCACGAGCUGUGGGGUAUGAAUAAGAUUGAGCUGGGCUGGUCGUACGGCAAGAGGAUAAGGGACGACAAUAAGCGGCAGCAUCCGUGCCUGGUGGAUUUCUCCAAGCUGCCAGAGACCGAAAAGAACUACAAUCUGCAGAUGUCCACCGAGACGCUGAAGACCCUGCUGGCUUUGGGCUGUCGAGUCGUUCAAGUGAAUCCAAACGCCGAGGACUCCCUCAAAAAGAUAAAACUCCCAAAGAACUACAUGAUGUCCAACGGAUACAAGCCGACCCCUCUGGACCUCUCGGACAUAAAACUGACCCCGGGUCAGGAGCUGCUGGUGGAUAAGCUGGCGGAGAACGCGCACAACGUGUGGGCCAAAGAUCGCAUCAAACAGGGGUGGACCUACGGCAUCCAGCAGGAUUUGAAGAGUAAGCGUAAUCCUCGCCUGGUUCCUUACGUCCUGCUGGAUGAGCGCACCAAGAAGUCGAACCGGGACAGCCUGCGGGAGGCCAUCCGCACCCUGAUUGGCUACGGAUACAACAUCGAGCCCUCGGACCAGGAAGGCGGACAAGUGGUUGAGCGGCUCAGCAUCGAUAAGAUCCGCUUCUUCAGGGCAGAGAGGACGUACGCCGUGAAGACCGGGAAAUGGUACUUUGAGUUUGAGGCCGUCACGGGAGGAGACAUGAGGGUGGGCUGGGCCCGGCCGGGAUGCAAGCCAGAUGUGGAGCUCGGCACCGAUGAACUCGCGUUCGUCUUCGAUGGACACCGGGGCCACUGUCUCAACAUGGGCAGCCGGUUGUUCGGACGCUGCUGGCACGCUGGAGACGUGGUGGGCUGCAUGAUCAACAUGGAGGACAAGUCCAUGAUCUUCACUCUGAACGGAGAGAUCCUGAUCACCACCAAAGGCUCCGAGCUCUGCUUCACCGACUUCGAGACGGAGGACGGGUUCAUCCCGGUCUGCAGCCUCGGCCUGUCUCAGGUGGGCCGCAUGAACCUGGGGAAGGACGCCAGCACCUUCAAGUACUACACCAUGUGUGGCCUGCAGGAAGGCUUCGAGCCCUUCGCCGUCAACAUGAACCGAGAGGUCACCAUGUGGUUCAGCAAGCGGCUGCCCACGUUUGUCAACGUGCCAAAGGAUCACAACCACAUCGCUGUAACCAGGAUCGACGGCACCGUUGAUAGCCCCCCUUGUCUUAAAGUCACCCACAAGACCUUUGGCACCCAGAACAGUAAUGCUGACAUGGUGUUCUGUCGCCUCAGCAUGCCUGUGGAGUUCCACUCCACGUUCAAGGCCAGUCCCGUGGUCGACAUGAACGGCGUGCACGAAGAGGAUCUGCUCAAAGUUAAACACAGAUAUCCAUUGCGAUCUGUGAGGCACAGUGAAGAAAGCAGGAGAGUGGACUACAGCAGCAUCACCAUGUACCACCACUCGGUGAGGAUCUUUGCCGGUCAAGACCCUUCCUGCGUGUGGGUGGGAUGGGUGACCCCCGACUACCACUACUACAGCAACAAUUUCAACCUCAGCAAGAACCGGACCGUGACCGUGACUCUGGGCGACGAACGAGGACGAGUCCACGAGAGCGUGAAGAGGAGCAACUGCUACAUGGUGUGGGGCGGCGACAUUACCAGCGCCGCUCACACGGCCAGUCGCACCAACGUGGAUCUGGAGAUCGGCUGCCUGAUAGACCUGGCCACCGGGCUGGUCACAUUCACCGGCAAUGGAAAAGAGAUAUCCACAUCGUAUCAGGUGGAACCCAACACCAAGCUGUUCCCCGCUGUGUUCGUGCGGCCCACCAGCCCCAACCUGUUCCAGUUUGAACUGGCUAAAAUAAAGAAUGCCAUGCCUCUGUCGUCGGCCAUCUUUAAGAGCGAACACAAGAACCCGGUGCCGCAGUGCCCGCCCAGGCUGGACGUGCAGACCAUCAACGCCGUGCUGUGGAGCCGCAUGCCCAACAUCUUCCUCAAAGUGGAAACAGCCAGAGUGAACGAGCGACACGGCUGGGUGGUCCAGUGCGUGGAGCCCCUGCAGAUGUUGGCCGUGCACAUUCCAGAGGAGAACAGGUGCGUCGACAUCAUGGAGCUGUCGGAGCAGGAGGACCUGAGGAAGUUCCACUACCACACCCUGAAGCUGUACUGCGCCCUGUGCGCCCUGGGGAACACCCGCGUGGCCCACGCCCUCUGCAGCCACCUGGACCAGUCGCAGCUCCUGUACACCAUCGACAACCAGUACCUGUCGGGCGUGCUGCGCGAGGGCUUCUACAACCUCCUCAUCAGCAUCCACCUGGAGACGGCCAAGGGGGCGCGGCUCAUGAUGAAGGACGAGUUCAUCAUCCCCGUGACGGCGGAGACCCGCUCCAUCCGGCUCUUUUCCGACGCCUCCAAGAAGCACCUCCCCCCGGGGGUGGGGCUGAGCACGUCGCUCAAACCCCGCCUCAACUUCGCCCCGGCCUGCUUCAUCAGCACCAAGCGCGAGCAUCUGUACAGCCCGCAGAUUCCGCUGGACGCGCUGAAGGAGAAGGCCAUCCUGAUGCUGACGGAGGCGGUUCACGGCGGGGGGCACCACAUCCGGGACCCCGUCGGCGGGGGGGUGGAGUUCCAGUUUGUGCCGAUCCUGAAGCUCAUCAGCACCUUGCUGACGAUGGGGGUCCUGGGCAGCGAGGACGUCCACAAGAUCUUACUGCUCAUCGACCCCAACGUGUUCCGGGAGACGCACGAGGAGGGGGCGUCGGGGGCCACGGACAAAGAGGGGCUGACGGGGACGGAGGAGAAGGCGGUGGAGGCUGGAGAGGAGGAGGCAGCCAAGGAGGCCAAACAGCCGAUGAAGGGACUGCUGGAGACCAGGCUGCCGGAGCCCGUCAAACGCCAGAUGUGCGAGCUGCUGCAUUAUUUCUGCGACUGCGAGCUGAAGCACCGGAUCGAGGCCAUCGUCUCCUUCUCCGACAACUUCGUCUCCAAGCUGCAGUUCAACCAGAAGUUCCGCUACAACGAGCUGAUGCUGGCCCUCAACAUGUCGGCCGCCGUCACCGCCAAGAAGACCAAGGAGUUCCGGUCGCCGCCCCAAGAACAGAUCAACAUGCUGCUGACCUUCAGCACAGGAGAGGACUGUCCGUGUCCCGCAGACAUCCAGGAGGAACUGUACGAUUUCCACAACCAGCUGCAGCUUCACUGUGGAAUCCCUAUGGAGGAAGACGAAGACGAGCAAGCUACAUCCAUUAAAGGUCGCCUCCUGAUGCUGGUGAACAAGAUCAAGGGCCAGGCUCACAAAGCAGAGGCGCCCACGGAGCAGGAGCAAGCGGCGCCAUCCAAUCUGAAGGAGCUGAUCUCUCAGACCAUGGUGAGCUGGGCUCAGGAGUGUCACAUCCAGGACCCCCAGCUGGUCCGCAAGAUGUUCAGCCUGCUGAGGCGGCAGUACGACAGCAUCGGGGAGCUGCUCCGCGCCAUGAGGAAGACGUACACCAUCAGCGCCGCCUCGGUCCAGGACACCAUCAACCUGCUGGCGUCGCUGGGUCAGAUCCGGUCGCUGCUGUCGGUGCGGAUGGGGAAGGAGGAGGAGAAGCUCAUGAUCGAUGGACUUGGCGACAUCAUGAACAAUAAGGUUUUCUACCAGCACCCGAACCUGAUGAGGAUACUGGGCAUGCAUGAGACGGUCAUGGAAGUCAUGGUCAACGUCCUCGGAGGAGACAAGUCUCAGGAAAUUGCCUUCCCCAAGAUGGUGGCCAGCUGCUGCCGCUUCCUGUGCUACUUCUGCCGGAUCAGCCGGCAGAACCAGAAGGCCAUGUUUGACCACCUCAGCUACCUGCUGGAGAACAGCAGCGUGGGCCUCGCUUCACCGGCGAUGAGGGGCUCCACCCCUCUGGAUGUAGCUGCCUCCUCAGUGAUGGACAACAACGGUUUGGCCCUGGCUCUGGAGGAACCCGACCUGGACAAGGUGGUCACCUACCUGGCUGGAUGCGGUCUGCAGAGCUGUCCAAUGCUUCUCGCCAAAGGUUAUCCGGACAUUGGGUGGAACCCCAUCGAAGGGGAGCGCUACCUGUCUUUUCUGCGAUUUGCUGUGUUCGUCAAUGGAGAGAGCGUGGAGGAGAACUCCAGCGUCGUGGUGAAACUUCUCAUCCGCCGACCCGAGUGUUUCGGCCCGGCCCUGAGGGGGGAGGGGGGCAACGGCCUGCUGGCUGCCAUGAAGGAGGCCAUCAAGAUCUCGGAGACGCCGGCGCUGGACCUGCCGGGCUCCGUGCAGGGGGUCAGCUCUGACGCCUCUGCCGACGGUGACGAUGAGGAGGAGGUGGUCCACAUGGGGAACGCCAUCAUGUCCUUCUACUCCGCUCUCAUCGACCUGCUGGGACGCUGCGCCCCUGAGAUGCACCUCAUCAACAAAGGCAAAGGAGAAGCGCUGCGUAUCCGAGCCAUCCUGCGCUCUCUGGUCCCCACCGAGGACCUGGUGGGAAUCAUCAGCAUCCCCCUCAAAAUGCCCGUCGUCAAUAAAGACGGGUCGGUGACGGAGCCGGACAUGUCUGCCAGCUUCUGCCCGGACCACAAGGCCCCCAUGGUGCUGUUCCUAGACCGCGUGUACGGGAUCGAAGACCAGAGCUUCAUGCUCCACCUGCUGGAGGUGGGCUUCCUGUCGGACCUGAGGGCCGCCACGUCCUUAGACACGGAGGGCCUGUGCACCACGGAGACCGCCCUGGCCAUGAACCGCUACAUCGGUUCGGCCAUGCUGCCCCUCCUCACCCGCUGCGCCCCGCUGUUCGCCGGCACCGAGCACUACCCCACCCUCAUCGACUCCACGCUGCACACCAUCUACCGCCUGUCCAAGGGCCGCUCGCUCACCAAGGCGCAGAGGGACGCCAUCGAGGAGUGCCUGCUGUCGGUCUGCAAGCACCUCCGUCCCUCCAUGCUGCAGCAGCUCCUGCGUCGCCUCGUCUUUGAUGUGCCCUUGCUGACUGACUACUGCAAGAUGCCCCUGAGGCUGCUCACCAACCACUACGAGCAGAACUGGAAGUACUACUGCCUCCCGUCGGGCUGGGGCAGCUUCGGCACGGCGUCCGAGGACGAGCUGCUGCUCACCAAGAAGAUCUUCUGGGGAGUUUUCGACUCUCUGUCACAGAGGAAAUAUGACCCUGAGCUCUUCAAGAUGGCCAUGCCUUGCCUCAGUGCCAUCGCCGGAGCGCUGCCGCCGGACUAUGUGGACGCCUCCAUCAGCACCGCCAUGGAAAAGCCGGUUUCUGUUGACGCCCAGGGAAACUUUGACCCCAAACCCAUCAAUACUGCAAACAUUGCUCUUCCAGAGAAGCUCGAGCACUUCGCCAACAAAUACGCCGAGCAUUCCCACGAGAAAUGGUCCGCAGAGAAGGUGCUGCUGGGCUGGAAAUAUGGAGACUGUGUGGACGAGAAGGCGAAGACUCACCCGCAGCUCAGGACCUACAAGGGCCUGACAGAAAAGGAGAAGGAGAUCUACAGAUGGCCGAUCAGAGAGUCCCUGAAGAGCAUGCUGGCGAUGGGCUGGAGCAUCGACCGGACCAAGGACGGAGAGAGCAUGUCUCAGCAGAGGGACAGUGAGAAGAUGAGGAAGAUAUCUCAGAGCUGUCAGGCCAACGGCUUCAACCCGAGCCCGAUUGACACGAGCAGCGUGGUUCUGUCCAGAGAGCUGCAGGGGAUGGUGGAGGUGGUGGCGGAAAAUUACCAUAACAUCUGGGCCAAGAAGAAAAAAAGUGACCUUGGGAGCCGAGGCGGGGGGACGCACCCUCUGCUGGUACCCUACGAUACGCUGACAGCGAAGGAGAAAGCCCGUGACCGAGAAAAGGCUCAGGACCUUUUCCGCUUCCUGCAGAUCAACGGCUACAGCAUCACAAGAGGUUUGAAGGACUUGGAGCAGGAUUCCUCCUCCAUGGAGAAAAGGUUUGCCUAUAGAUUCCUGAAGAAGCUGCUCAAGUAUGUUGACUCGGCGCAGGAGUUCAUCGCCCACUUAGAGGCCAUGGCCGCCAGUGGAAAAACCGACAGGUCACCUCAUGAACAAGAAAUCAAGUUUUUUGCCAAAGUUCUUCUCCCUCUCAUCGAUCAAUACUUCAAGAACCACACUCUCUACUUCCUCUCGUCCCCCAAUAAGAACCUCAGCAGCAGCGGCUACGCCUCCAACAAGGAGAAGGAAAUGGUCACAAACCUGUUUUGUAAACUGGCAGCUCUUGUCAGACAUAGGAUUUCACUGUUUGGGAGCGACUCCACCACCAUGGUCAGCUGUCUGCACAUCCUGGCACACACUCUGGACACCAGGACGGUGAUGAAGUCGGGCUCGGAGGCGGUGAGGGUGGGCCUGAGGACGUUCUUCGAGAACGCGGCGGAGGACCUGGAGAAGACGUUCGAGAACCUGAAGCUGGGGAAGUUCACUCACUCGCGCUCGCAGAUGAAAGGGGUGUCGCAGAAUAUCAACUACACCACCGUGGCACUGCUCCCCAUCCUCACCGCUCUGUUCGAACACAUCACUCAGCACCACUUUGGAGUCGACCUGCUCCUGGAUGAUGUCCAGGUGUCGUGUUACCGAAUCCUCACCAGCCUCUACGCUCUUGGCACUGGCAAGAACAUCUACGUAGAAAGGCAGCUUCCUGCUCUCGGCCAGUGUCUGGCAACUCUGGCUGGAGCCAUGCCUGUUGCCUUCCUGGAGCCGCUGCUCAACAUGUACAACCCCUGCUCCGUCUUCAAUACCAAGAGUGCCAGAGAGCGUGCCAUCCUAGGAAUCCAGGACUCGGUGGAGGAGAUGUGUCCCGGGAUGCCCCGGCUGGACGGCCUGAUGAAGGACAUCAACGACAUGGCCGAGUCCGGGGCGCGCUACACCGAGAUGCCCCACGUCAUCGAGGUGGUGCUGCCCAUGCUGUGCAACUAUCUGUCCUACUGGUGGGAGAGGGGUCCCGAGAACCAGGCCGCCGGCGGGGGGAGCAGCUGCUGCACCACCGUCACCUCGGAGCACCUCAGCCUCAUUCUGGGGAACAUCCUGAAGAUCCUCAACAACAACCUGGGCAUCGACGAGGCGUCCUGGAUGAAGAGGAUCGCAGUUUAUGUGCAGCCGAUCAUCAGUAAAGCUCGUGCAGACCUGCUGAAGAGCCACUUCCUUCCCACCCUGGAGAAACUGAAGAAGAAGACGGUGAAGGUCGUAGCCGAGGAGGAGCUCCUCAAGGCAGACAAUAAAGGAGACACGCAGGAGGCCGAGCUGCUCAUCCUGGAUGAGUUCGCCGUGCUCUGCAGGGACCUGUACGCCUUUUACCCCAUGCUCAUCCGCUACGUGGACAACAACAGGUCCAGGUGGCUGAAAGAACCAGACUCGGACUCCAACGAGCUCUUCAGAAUGGUCGCGGAGAUUUUCAUCCUCUGGUGCAAGUCGCAUAAUUUCAAAAGAGAAGAGCAGAACUUUGUGGUCCAGAAUGAAAUCAACAACCUUUCUUUUUUAACUGGAGAUAGUAAAACGAAGAUGGCCAAGUCCUUUAAGGAGAAGUCUGGAGGACAAGAUCAGGAGAGGAAGCACAAAAAGAGGCGCGGCGAGUUCUACUCCAUCCAGACUUCGCUGAUUGUCGCCGCACUGAAGAAGAUGCUGCCAAUCGGCCUCAACAUGUGCACGCCGGGGGAUCAGGAGCUCAUCUCUCUGUCCAAAACCCGCUACCUCCUGAGAGAUACAGACGAUGAAGUUAAAGAUCACAUCCGUCAGAAUCUGCACCUUCGAGAAAAAUCGGAGGACCCUGCAGUGAGGUGGCAGCUCAACCUGUACAAGGACAUCGUGAUGAGGACAGAGGGGCCUCCAGAUCCGGAACGAGUGGUGGACCGUAUCCAGAGGAUCUCCGCCGCCGUCUUCAACCUGGAGCAGGUGGAGCAGCCGCUCAGGUCCAAGAAGUGUGUGUGGCAGAAGCUGCUGUCCAAGCAGAGGAAGCGAGCGGUCGUGGCCUGCUUCCGGAUGGCUCCUCUUUACAACCUGCCCAGGCAUCGCUCUAUUAACCUCUUCCUCCUGGCCUAUCAGAGAAUAUGGAUAGAAACAGAGGAGUACUCUUUUGAGGAGAAGCUAGUGCAGGACCUGGCAAAAACACAGCACAAAGUGGAGGAGGAGGAAGAGGAGGAGGUGAGGAAGCAGCCGGACCCUCUUCACCAGCUCAUUCUGCAUUUCAGCCACAAUGCUCUGACUGAAUGCAGCUCUCUGGAGGAGGAUCCCUUAUACAUCGCCUAUGCAGAUAUGAUGGCAAAGAGCUGUGCUGAAGGUGAAGAGGAGGAAGGGAAAGACAAAACUUUUGAGGAAAAGGAAAUGGAGAAACAAAAGAUGCUGUAUCAGCAAGCCAGGCUGCACGAUCGCGGCGCUGCAGAGAUGGUGCUUCAGAUGAUCAGUGCAAGCAAAGGCCGACUUGGUGCUGUUGUGACGUUCACCCUCAAACUGGGCAUCUCCAUCCUCAACGGAGGAAACAUCCUGGUCCAGCAGAAAAUGCUGGACUACCUGAAAGAGAAAAGAGACGUCGGCUUUUUUAAAAGUCUUUCUGGGCUCAUGAUGUCGUGCAGCGUCCUGGACUUGAACGCUUUUGAGAGACAAAACAAAGCCGAAGGUCUGGGGAUGGUAACCGAAGAGGGAUCAAUCAACGUGAGUGAGCGGGGUUCCAAGGUUCUGCAGAAUGAUGAGUUCACUAAGGAUCUUUUUAGGUUUCUGCAGCUUCUCUGUGAGGGUCACAACAACGACUUCCAGAACUUCCUGAGGACUCAGACAGGAAACACGACCACCGUCAAUAUCAUCAUCAGCACCGUGGACUACCUGCUGAGACUCCAGGAAUCCAUCAGUGAUUUCUACUGGUACUACUCUGGGAAGGACAUCAUCGAUGAGGCCGGUCAGAGGAACUUCUCCAAAGCUCUGGCUGUGGCCAAGCAGGUGUUCAACUCCCUGACAGAGUACAUCCAGGGUCCGUGCAUCGGGAAUCAGCAGAGUCUGGCUCACAGCAGGCUGUGGGAUGCAGUGGUGGGAUUUCUGCACGUCUUCGCCAACAUGCAGAUGAAGUUAUCUCAGGACUCCAGUCAGAUUGAAUUAUUGAAGGAGCUACUGGACCUGCAGCAGGACAUGAUCGUCAUGAUGCUCUCCCUCCUCGAAGGCAACGUUGUGAACGGGACAAUCGGAAAACAGAUGGUGGACACCUUGGUGGAAUCUUCCAGCAAUGUGGAGAUGAUCUUGAAGUUUUUCGACAUGUUUCUGAAGUUGAAGGACUUGACAACUUCAGACAGCUUCAGGGAGUACGACCACGAGACCAAAGGAGUCAUCUCAAAGAAGGAUUUCCAAAAGUCUAUGGAGAACCAGAAGCAGUACUCGCAGUCUGAGAUCGAGUUUCUCCUCUCCUGCGCCGAGGCCGACGAGAACGAUAUGUUCAGCUACGAGCAGUUUGUGGAGCGAUUUCACGAACCGGCUAAAGACAUCGGCUUCAACGUGGCCGUGCUGCUCACCAAUCUUUCGGAGCACAUGCCUCACGACGCCCGCCUCUCCACGUUCCUCGACCUGGCCGAGAGCGUUCUCAGCUACUUCGAACCCUUUUUGGGUCGGAUCGAGAUCAUGGGCGGAGCCAAGCGCAUCGAGAGGGUGUACUUCGAGAUCAGCGAGUCGAGCCGCACGCAGUGGGAGAAGCCCCAGGUGAAGGAGUCCAAGCGGCAGUUCAUCUUCGACGUGGUCAACGAGGGCGGGGAGAGCGAGAAGAUGGAGCUGUUCGUCAACUUCUGCGAGGACACCAUCUUCGAGAUGCAGCUGGCCUCGCAGAUCUCAGAGCCGGACCCGGUGGAGCGUCCCGAGGAGGACGAGGACGACAGCCAGAGCGUGGCGGAGAACCAAGAGGAGGAAGAGGAGGAGAGCGUGAUGAUGGAGUCCUCCUCUGCCUUCACAAUUGCCUGCAUCUCCAUGAGAAAGAGUCUCUGUCACUUCCGUCAGAUGCUGACGCUGAAGAGCAUGAGGCGACAGUACCGCCGCUUCAGAAAGAUGAGCGUGAGGGAGUUAGUGCGAGGCUUCUUCUCCUUCUUCUGGAUGAUCAUCACGGGACUCUUCCACUUUGUCUACAGCCUCGUGUGGGGUUUCUUUCAUAUCCUGUGGACCACUAUGUUUGGCGGGGGCCUGGUGGAAGGCGCUAAGAAUAUGAAAGUGACGGACAUCUUGGGAAACAUGCCCGAUCCGACGCAGUUCGGGAUUCACGGCGACGUGCUGGAGACGGAGAAGAUGGAGGCCAGCGAGGCGUCGGCGCUGGCGGAGAUGGGUCAGAUGGCUCAGGGGGAGGCGGCGGAGGCCGACCUCAUGGCCGAGCUGCUCAACAUACAGCCCAAGAAGGAGGGCAAGCAUGGGACCGAGCCCGGCUUGGGGGACGUCUCGGAGGUGGUGGUGGGCGACGCGCCGUCCAUAGCCAGCGCGGUCAAACAGAAGAAGGCUCAGUUGGCAGCGAAGAAGAGGGCGGCGAAUGGAGACUACAAAUCUGAUUCCGAGAAGGGAGAUUCAGAAGACGGUGAGAAGAAAGACCACGACAAAGCCAAAGACGAAGCCCCUCCAGAUCCGCCAGUGAAGGAGAAGAAAGCCCCGAAGAAGCGGCUCGGCCCCAAGAAAGAACCACCAGAAGCCUUCAUGGCCAGCUUCUUCGCUGGCUUGGAAAUAUAUCAGACUAAGAUGCUGAACUACCUGGCCAGAAACUUCUACAACCUCCGCUUCUUGGCUCUUUUUGUUGCCUUCGCCAUCAACUUCAUUCUCCUCUUCUAUAAAGUGACGGGGGAUUAUUCGGACGAUGAAGACCCCUGGAACGGUCGCGGCAGAGUUGGAGAGGAGGAAGAUGAGGGAGCUCUGGAGUAUUUUGUCCUGCAGGAGAGCACAGGUUACAUGGCUCCAACGCUUCGCUGUCUGGCAAUACUACACACCAUCAUAUCGUUCCUGUGCGUUGUGGGAUAUUACUACCUGAAGGUGCCGCUGGUCGUCUUCAAGCGGGAGAAGGAGAUCGCCAGGAAGCUGGAGUUCGCCGGCCUCUACAUCACCGAGCAGCCGUCAGACGACGACAUUAAAGGGCAGUGGGACCGGCUGGUCAUCAACACCCCCUCCUUUCCCAACAACUACUGGGACAAAUUUGUCAAGCGCAAAGUGAUAAAAAAGUAUGGCGACCUCUACGGAGCGGAGAGGAUCGCGGAGCUGCUCGGCCUGGACAAGAGCGCCCUGGACUUCAACCCCACCGAGGAAACUGUGGCCAAGGAGGCCUCGCUGGUGUCGUGGUUGAGUUCGAUUGACACCAAGUACCACGUGUGGAAGAUGGGGGUGGUGUUCACAGACAAUUCCUUCCUGUACCUGGUCUGGUACACCACCAUGUCCAUCCUGGGCCACUACAACAACUUCUUCUUCGCCGCCCACCUGCUGGACAUCGCCAUGGGCUUCAAGACGCUGCGCACCAUCCUCUCCUCCGUCACACACAACGGCAAACAGCUGGUGCUGACGGUGGGCCUGCUGGCCGUCGUGGUCUAUCUCUACACGGUGGUGGCCUUCAACUUCUUCAGGAAGUUCUACAACAAGAGCGAGGACGAGGACGAGCCGGACAUGAAGUGUGACGACAUGAUGACGUGUUACCUGUUCCACAUGUACGUGGGAGUGAGGGCCGGAGGAGGCAUCGGGGACGAGAUCGAGGACCCGGCCGGCGACCCCUACGAGCUCUACCGCAUCCUGUUUGACAUCACCUUCUUCUUCUUCGUCAUCGUCAUCCUGCUCGCCAUCAUCCAGGGCUUGAUCAUCGAUGCCUUUGGAGAGCUGCGAGACCAGCAGGAGCAGGUCAAAGAGGACAUGGAGACCAAGUGUUUCAUCUGUGGGAUCGGUAACGAUUACUUCGACACGACGCCCCACGGCUUCGAGACCCACACGCUACAAGAGCACAAUCUGGCCAACUACCUGUUUUUCCUGAUGUACCUUAUCAACAAAGAUGAGACGGAGCACACCGGCCAGGAGUCGUAUGUGUGGAAGAUGUAUCAGGAGCGCUGCUGGGACUUCUUCCCCGCCGGAGACUGCUUCCGCAAACAAUACGAAGACCAGCUGGGAUAACGGCGACCCGUCAUCUUUACCUCCUCGACGAGCUGCUGGAGCAUGUAGAACUACAUGCAGCUGCUGGACUACAACACAAACACACACACACACACACACACACACACACAUAGACACACACACACAGGCAUCCCAGCAUCCUUAUGAACUGGUCUGUGUGCGGACUCUUUUUUUUACCUGGUACCUGCGUCGGUACAGUACUGGUCUAGGAAGAAAUGGCGUGCGGUGACGUGCUCGGACAUUUGGGUUUCCUCCUCUGACAGCGUGUCGCCUCUUCCUCCACGUAACCCUCAAUCAUUGCACAAUUUUUUUCUUUUUUCCUUUUUGGUCUUUUCGGAGAAACUCGGGGUUACGCGGCGCUACGGGACAACAUGUCAGUCAUAUUAUGCACAAUGUAUGAAUGUUGUACUUGAGACUUAAUGCCAAAAGACAAGCAGAGGAGUGUAGUCGUGUCGUGUGCAGAAAUGUGGUCGAUGAAGAGUUUUUUUGUUUCAGAUGUCGUGACGUUGCGUAUUGAGCUGAAGUUUGUAGGCAGAAGUGGCAAAAAGGUUUAUUACGUAGGGUUUAAAAAAAAAAAAAUGCCUAAAUUUCUUCAUGAAGUGCCUUACAGUACUGUAACUACAUUACAAUCAAGCUAUGCAAAACAGAGAUUUGUUUUCUUUAUUGUAUGUAAGUACAGUAGUUUCCCCGGAGCCGCUGUCCAGGUCUGCAGUUUGUGGCUGAAUGUUUUCAUCGGAGCGUCGGGCGAACAAACAAAGAGCACCGGGACGGUUUAUUUUGUUGCUGAAUGCAGCAUAACUGCAAAUGUUCGAGAAACACAGUGUAAAAACGACACAACAGAAUUUACUGAACACCUUCAAACCAGAACAAAACAAAAAAAAAGAAAAAGAAAAAUGCUAUUGUAUGGCCAUUUGUAUGUACUAGCUUUGCUGAUCUGUGCAUUUCUUUUGAUGGAAAAAAUAAAGAAAUCAUGCAAGAAA
Messenger RNA from Salarias fasciatus (jewelled blenny), 15712 nucleotides. Its product is annotated as ryanodine receptor 3. The transcript has 106 exons. The record is from RefSeq and is a predicted model, not a curated record. Gene Ontology annotation, biological process: release of sequestered calcium ion into cytosol by sarcoplasmic reticulum; striated muscle contraction; intracellular calcium ion homeostasis. Gene Ontology annotation, molecular function: protein binding; ryanodine-sensitive calcium-release channel activity. Gene Ontology annotation, cellular component: calcium channel complex; sarcoplasmic reticulum membrane; smooth endoplasmic reticulum. NCBI's taxonomy places the organism in Eukaryota, Metazoa, Chordata, Actinopteri, Blenniiformes, Blenniidae. Bases 66 to 14732 code for a protein of 4888 amino acids.